This is a messenger RNA of Danaus chrysippus (African queen), 1269 nucleotides long. The record is from the annotation of a GenBank genome assembly. NCBI's taxonomy places the organism in Eukaryota, Metazoa, Arthropoda, Insecta, Lepidoptera, Nymphalidae.
AUGCACUUGCCGUACGAGUCUCGAGGCCGUCGGCGGCGAGAAAUGGCCGAAAUAGAACCCUGGUGGCUGCAGUCCAUUAUAGACGAGACUUUAGGAGAACAUCCCGACCUUGUGCGAACUGGCAGCCCUGAUUACAUGUGUUCAAUGCUGCCACAACACUGGCGCUCGAACAAAACUUUACCUGGUGGUUUCAAGGUGGUAGCAUUGGGGGACGUGGUAGAUGGGACUCAAGUCACCGUCAGGGCUGGCAAUGAUGAGAACUGUUCUGCGGAAUUGAGGAAUAAUACUGCUGUUAUGAAGAAUAGGAUCGCUAAGUUCAACGACCUCAGAUUCGUCGGUAGAAGUGGACGGGGUAAGAGCUUUUCAUUGACAAUAACGGUGUCGACCUCACCACCACAGGUCGCGACCUACCUGAAGGCUAUCAAAGUCACUGUGGACGGACCGAGGGAACCAAGAUCGAAAACUAGUACAAACACUUCACCUCAUCCGAUAAGAUCGUUGUCCUUCCAGCGUUCUUUCAUUCCAAGCUCCAGCAUGGCCAUGAGGGACAUGGAAUUCAAGUCUUCAACCAGAAGUCUACGGUCAUUAUCACACGAAGAAAGAGAAUAUAAGACUAACGCCAAUCUACCCACAGAAGAAAACACUGGCAGUAUCCUAGGAGCUAGCGAGUGGAACACCGGAUAUCCGUCAACAGCCACCGUAUAUCCCAGCUACCCUCCCCUCCAGCCGCCUUACUACAAACCCGACCCUACCUUACACAUACCCGGCGUUCUCCCCGAAAUCCCUAUCGGGACAGCCGACUACGGUUGCUAUCAGACCAGUUCUAGCGGCUACGAUAAAGGAAGUCCUAGCGGAACGAACAGCAGCCUCACAGAUCUCAAUUCACCAUCAAUGUCCACCCAAAGAUACGAACCAAACUAUUACAACUCAUGGCCGAGCAACAGCUACAAUUACCAAUACAACAACAUCAACAAUAAUCCCGCCUGCCUACAAUCACACACACCAUAUAUUAACCCAAACCCGCAAAUGAUCCUACCAAAUCUUUACUCAACGGUCAACCAGAACCAAAUACACGUGCACCUACACAGCUCAUCCGACAAAUACAAUCUCGAACAAUACAAAAUAAGCGACAUCAAUGGCGGGAUUUCUAUAACAACCGAAUUACAAGGCGCGGGGGAAGCGAGCGGUCUAGUGCAAACAUGCGAAAUAACCGAUGACGUGAAACACGGGCUGUAUAGCGCGAGCCAAGAAGUUUGGCGGCCAUAUUGA